AUGCAAACGCAAAGAGUUGACCCGUCAGACGCGGGCGACCUCAGCUGGAAUCGUUUCGCAUCUGCGCAACACAGCCCACGACAUCGUUCAGUCUUCCCGCGCGACAUCGCAAAUACUCCAGCGUUCGUCCUACCUUCACCCCUACUUCCUGAAUCCGGCGUCGCCUCCCCUUCUCUUCCUUUCGUUGCUCCUCAAGCUCCGGCCACAAUCAAGCGACCACUGGCUACGCGCCGGGGAAAGAAGACGGCGACAAGACGACGCAUAGCCAACCCUCAGCUGUUCUGGCUUGCGGCGUACUUCGCCUUCAACCUAGGGCUAACGUUGUACAACAAGGGUGUACUUGUACGCUUCCCAUUUCCCUACACGCUCACUGCCAUCCAUGCGCUUUUUGGGGCUAUUGGCGGGGCUAUCUUCAAGCGACGAAGGUUGUACACCCCCGCUCGCCUGGAUGUGAAGGCCCACGCGGUGCUUGUAGCAUUCAGUGUUCUCUUCUCGGUCAAUAUCGCUGUGAGCAACAUUUCCCUGCACAUGGUGACUAUUCCGUUCCAUCAAGUCGUGCGCGCCGCCACACCAGUCUUCACCAUCUUGCUAUCCACAUGCAUACGAGGCACCCCAUUUAAUGGCUCCAAAUUGAUCACUCUAAUCCCGGUCAUGUUGGGUGUGGCUCUCGCUACCUACGGCGACUACUCCGCCACCACCACCGGCUUCCUCCUCACUCUUCUCGGCACGCUCCUCGCCGCCCUCAAAGCGAUCUUCACCAACAUCCUCCAAACCUCCUUCUCCCGGGCUUCCCUCCCAAAACUACACCCGCUCGACCUCCUCUCGCGCAUGUCUCCGCUCGCCCUCGUCCAGUGCCUCGCCUGCGCCUACCUCUCCGGCGAGCUCGCGCGCAUCCGCGCCCUCGCGAUCACCCACGGCGCUGCAUGGUUCACCCACGCCCUACUCGUCCUCGCGGGCAACGGCGCGCUAGCGCUGGGGCUCAACGUCGUCAGCUUCACCGCGAACGGGCGCGUGGGCGCACUGAGCAUGGCCGUCGCGGCGAACGUCAAGCAGGUGCUCACCGUGCUCCUCGCGACGGCCGUGUUCGACGUGCGGGUCUCGGGCGUGAACGCGCUCGGGAUCUCACUCGCGCUCGCGGGCGGCGCGUGGUACGCAUGGGUGGAGUACUCGGAGAAGGAGCAGGACCGCACCAAGAAGGCGGAGGCGGCGGAGAUGCAUGCGAGAAUGCGCUGGGUCCAAUGA
Epithele typhae is the source of this 1242-nucleotide messenger RNA. Its product is annotated as TPT-domain-containing protein. Gene Ontology annotation, molecular function: antiporter activity. The coding region runs from base 1 to 1242 and encodes 413 amino acids. Lineage: Eukaryota; Fungi; Basidiomycota; Agaricomycetes; Polyporales; Epitheliaceae. The transcript is spliced from 3 exons. Gene Ontology annotation, cellular component: Golgi apparatus. The record is from RefSeq and is a predicted model, not a curated record.